Nematocida minor is the source of this 450-nucleotide messenger RNA. RefSeq lists its product as uncharacterized. The record is from RefSeq and is a predicted model, not a curated record. The transcript has a single exon. NCBI's taxonomy places the organism in Eukaryota, Fungi, Microsporidia. Bases 1 to 450 code for a protein of 149 amino acids.
AUGAACAGACUAAAUUUUUACAUUAUUCUUAUCUUUGCAGCAUGCCUUGGAAUUGUCUGUGCCACACAGGAAGAGGCAAGAGGUGAAAAAAGAAUAGAAAGAUUCUCUAUACAGCUGAAUCCCAAGGAUUUUACAGAUGUAGAAUUACCAAGAGACCGGGGAAAAGGACAAAAAGUGUUUGUGGUAUCCGCUCACAAUGACACAGAACAGGAAGUAAAUGUAAACCCUGAUUCGCGCCCUGAAAUAGAAACAGCAGAAAGAAUGUCUAGCUUACAUUUUAGAAGAAACCUUAUAGCAAACACAAUAACCAACAUUUGCACAAUUUUAUUUUUAUCUAUGAUACUGGGCAUAGUAAUAUAUAUUAUCUAUCUAGGAACAUAUACCUCUUAUUUUAUCUCCAGCAAAGACAGUGAUGUUUCAGCAAACACCGAAGAAGCAAUAGUGAUAUAG